Ilex paraguariensis (yerba mate) is the source of this 1735-nucleotide messenger RNA. NCBI's taxonomy places the organism in Eukaryota, Viridiplantae, Streptophyta, Magnoliopsida, Aquifoliales, Aquifoliaceae. The record is from the annotation of a GenBank genome assembly.
CAAAAUACAGUAGCUUCAAUCACGCACUCUCUCUCUCUCCCCAUGGAAGACGACGAAGAAUGUGGCUUCGACUCCGCUUUAGCUGCUCAGUCGCCGGCUCUGGUCACGCUCUCUCCAUUCUCGCCUUCCAUCGCGCACUCCACGCGCCGGCUCUCGAGUUGUUUCACAGAACCAAGACGACCAAUAAGAGCUUCAAGACAGCUGGCUUGGGUCUCUCUUCAGGGUCGACUCGUCGGUGCCGAAGAAGCCAGCUCGGCUAAGACUAUAGGUGGUAAUUUGAGGCCCGAAGAAGCCGUGGCUUGGGAGCUUUUCAGCCCCAUUCAUCGGAUUCUUAUAGUUGCUGUCGUUGCCGUCGCCGCCGCCAAUUCGAAGAAAAAUAAACAGAUUUGUCAGCUCAAAAAAUCUGUUGAACUUAGGGAUCAAGUGCUUUUGAGCAUGCAACAGAAGCUAGACAAACUAUGUGAACAGAUGAACUAUUUCAAAGAUCAGCCAGAAUGUGUCACUGGCUUAUCUUUAACCAAGAAACUGGAAUUGCCAUUCCGUGAAGCUUCCUCUGAUGAAAAUUUAUCUUUUGGAUGUGGUUGUCAGCUGUGCGAGCAACAUAAGCCUCCAUCAAGUGACUCUGUUGCUAUUUCGGUUGUGAAAGCAUCUGGUGGUGAUGACAUGUUCAAGUACAAAAUCCCUCCUGCAAAUGAGGCAGAACCAGAGGAGCGUCGCAUGUCUGAUUUGUCAGAUUUGUCUCCUAGCAUUUCCUCCUCAGUAGAUAUUCAGUUGAAUACAUUAGCAAUUGAACAAGAUAUCUACAACCUCCGCAAAGAAUGUGAAGAAAAGGAAGCCACCAUAAAGGAGCUGUCCAUUUUUGUUCACUCAUCUCAAGUUGUAGAUUCAAAGAGGAUUGUGGAGUUAGAAGACAUCAUCCGAAGGAAGAAUAUGAUCAUUACAAAACUGAGGAAAGACAUGUUGGUUCUUGAACAGAAGGUGGUGAAUCUAACAAGACUUCGAAGACCUUCUUUCUCUACCGCAAGCUCGAAUGAGAGGCGUCUUCCAAUGAUGGCAGAUAAUGUCCUUUAUGAUAUGGAUAGUACAACUAGUCCUUCAUCUUCUGAUUCAGAUUGCUCCCCUGGUAAUUGUCCUCAAACUCCUAUUAUGAGAAGUCAGGACGCCACUGUUCAAAAUAAUAACUUUGCUUCAAGGGAAGACCAGAAAUUGGGACAGGCCAAAAGCUGUACUUCGUCAGUGAAACCAAAUGAUCAGCAUCAAAAGUCCCGACCAGUAAGUCCUCUCAAAGAGAGAUCAAUGAAUCAGACACCUGAUUUGGUCAACAUUUUGAGACCAAAGCAGUCACUAUCUACCAGUGGAAAUUCUAGAAGUAAGAGACGAGCUCCUGCCCGAUCUAAGGAUGCUGCCCUACCAAAGAGAUGGGUAUAGAGGAUGGGAAGAAUGUGUCUCCUGAAGUUGUUGCAAAGAAGAUGGAGGGGUUUUGAUUGUAAAAGCUUUAUGAGUAAGGUGGCUAGUUCUGCGCUACCAAAGUUGUUGCAAGGAGGAUCUGGAACAUUAGAUGAUAUACCUUUAAGUACAAAACACAUUUAGGUUCAUGUUACUUUGUUCUUGUUGAACUUGUGAUAUUUCAAUCUACAAUCUCAAAUUUGGUUAAGACAGAAUUUACUAUUUGUUGACCAUCGCUUCACUCCUGUAUGUAUUUCAUAUGCCUGCAAUAAUUUACUAUCUUCCCUAU